CUGUGUACCAGCUGCCACAAGACAGUCCCCUGUCUAUACAACAUAUCACCAUGGCUCAGAAAUAUGACCUCCCCUUCAAGCUCGAUGACCCGUCGAUUCUCCACUUCGACUCCUUCGUCAACAAUGAGUGGAAGCCGGCAAGCAGUGGGGGGAGAUUCGAGGUUAUAGACCCCGCAACCACAACCCCUUGGACCAGCAUCCCCACCAACACGGCAACCGACAUCUCCAGCUACACGCACUCCGCCUCCACAGCAUUCAGCACCUUCCGCACCACCACCGCGCGCCACCGCGCCCAGCUCCUCCAAAACUGGGACACGCAGAUCCGCACCCACCGAACAGACCUGGCGCGGAUCCUCGUCCACGAAACCGGCAAACCGCUCGCCGAAGCCCUCGGGGAAAUCGACUACGCCCUGACCUUCACAUGGUGGUUCGUCGGCGAGCCCGAGCGCAUUUCCGGGAGUAUCACGCCCGCCGCGAUCCCCGGCCGCCGGAUCCUGACCGUCAAGCAGCCGAUCGGCGUGGUCGCCGCGCUGGUCCCCUGGAACUUCCCGGUGGCGAUGGUCGUCCGGAAAGCGGCGGCGGCGUUCGCGGCGGGGUGUACCAUGAUCGUGAAGCCGUCGCCGGAGACGCCGGUCAGUGCGCUGGUGCUGGGGGAGCUGGCCAAGCGAGCGGGGUUCCCGGCCGGCGUGUUGAAUGUCAUCACCACGGAUCUGGAGAAUACCCCCGCCGUCAGCGAGGCGCUGUGUCGCGAUCCGGCCGUCCGGAAGGUCACGUUCACCGGGUCGACGCGCGUCGGGAAGCUGGUGGCGGGGUACUGUGCGCCCGGGCUGAAGAAGAUGACGCUGGAGCUGGGCGGCAACUGUCCGUUCCUGGUCUUCGAUGAUGCCGACCUCAACCAGGCGCUGGAGAUGCUCAUGGCGCUCAAGUGGCGGCACGCCGGCCAGGCGUGCAUCACUGCGAACCGGGUGUAUGUGCAGUCCGGGGUGUAUGACAAGUUCGUGGGGAUGCUGAAGGAGCGCACCGAGAGGCAGAUCAGGGUGGGGAAUGGGUGGGAGGACGGGGUCACGAUGGGUGCGCUGACCACGCCCCAAGGAGUCGAAAAGGCGCUGCAGCAGGUGCAGGAUGCCACGGCCAAGGGGGCGACGGUCGUGCUCGGCGGGGACAAAGUACCUGGCACGGGGUACUUCUUUCAGCCCACCAUCCUGAGGGAUAUGACGGCCGACAUGCGCGUGUCGAGCGAGGAGUCGUUCGCGCCGAUUGCCGCGCUGUAUCGCUUCGAGACUGAGGAGGAGGCCGUCGCGCGCGCGAAUGAUACCGCUAUGGGGCUGGCGAGUUACGCUUUCACUAAGAAUGCGGAUCGCUUGUGGCGGUUGUUUGAGAAUCUGGAGGCGGGCAUGAUUGGGUUGAAUACCGGGUCGUCGUCGGCGGCGGAGGCACCGUUCGGUGGGGUUAAGGAGUCGGGGUAUGGGAAGGAGAGUGGCAAGGAGGUCGCGGUGAAUGAGUAUUUGGUCACCAAGACGGGGACCUUGACGGUUGAUGGGCAUUACUAGUGUUUGGGGGUGGAUGUUGGGCACUGGUGAUGAAGAUGGUUGUGAGGAAUGGAUUUAAUGUUGUAGGCCCACAUAGUCCGUCUGAGUGUCGGAUAUACUUGCUACUGCUUUUCGGCAGAGCAAGCCUGAACAUCGAAAAUUGUGCACCACUUGGUGUAUUGAUCAUUAAUUGCUUCGCGGAUAUCUGACCGCCCAGACUCGCAUGUUGUUUCCCCUUCCUGUCAACAAUGCGACGUGCCAGGUCCAUCGCACACGCCCGCUGCUACGCCUAUUCCCUGACGGGUCGUAAAUCACCCCAAGAUGCUACAGAAUCAUCGUCUUCGACACUUGGAAAG
Molecule: messenger RNA, 1885 nt
Organism: Aspergillus uvarum CBS 121591
Lineage: Eukaryota; Fungi; Ascomycota; Eurotiomycetes; Eurotiales; Aspergillaceae
Product: NAD-dependent succinate-semialdehyde dehydrogenase
Exons: 3
Coding region: 51-1550 (499 amino acids)
Molecular function (GO): succinate-semialdehyde dehydrogenase (NAD+) activity
Source: RefSeq, a predicted model, not a curated record